Messenger RNA from Puccinia graminis f. sp. tritici CRL 75-36-700-3, 762 nucleotides. RefSeq lists its product as uncharacterized. The record is from RefSeq and is a predicted model, not a curated record. NCBI's taxonomy places the organism in Eukaryota, Fungi, Basidiomycota, Pucciniomycetes, Pucciniales, Pucciniaceae. Bases 1 to 762 code for a protein of 253 amino acids. The transcript is spliced from 2 exons.
AUGUUGUUGAUGUCUCAAGUACAGCUAGCAGAUCCCCGAACAGAGGUGGAACCAAAAUCAAAGACGCAGCAUCUUACACCUCCUAGGAACCCAAAAGAUAAUCCCAGUACAAUCUCUGCGACCCCCCGUCGCUUGCAUCCUAAACGGCCUCGCCGAGUUCAACUCUUGAACGACUUGUCUACUGCAGACAAAGAAGCCAACUUCAAAACCUCUCAAGCUGUCAUUAAACUACCCAUCACAAAGGAAAUCAGGACCGAUGAUCAAUCCAGGUUGGAAGAAGUAAUACCGAAGGCAGCUGAGGUGCCUACGGUCACAAAAACACCACCAAACAAGACCCCUGAAGUUAUUGAAUACGACGACCUCCAGCGUGGCUGCAGACGAUUCUCUCUGCUCAAGUUUGACCCUGAUGUACUAAACCUCAUACCGACAUCAGUCAAAGAGAAAAGAUUCAUGGAAACUACAACAUUAACUGACAUCCAAAACUUGCCCCAUGCAUCGGAAAUCUUGAUUAGAAGACAAAUACUUGGACUUUGGGAAUGGAAAGAAGGCACCUCAAAAGCUGUAUUGCAUGAAUUCAAGACACCUGAACGUGGUGCAACUAUCAGCUCCAGAGCAUAUAAGUUUGUUGGCUUUGCUUGGAAAGGUCACUUAGGACAACAGCCCCCAAGAAUAGAAGAACUUCAUGAAGACAUCUCACAAGGCGCCGACACUCUCAGAUGGUAUUGGUUCAAAGAUCUCUGGUUACUUUUUUACUUUGAUUAA